Messenger RNA from Blepharisma stoltei, 1571 nucleotides. Lineage: Eukaryota; Ciliophora; Heterotrichea; Heterotrichida; Blepharismidae. The record is from the annotation of a GenBank genome assembly.
AUGAGAGCUUUUUGUUUAGUUCUUACGCUCGCUUUAUGCGUUACUUCUCGCCCUAUGUCAUUUGAUAGCGCUAAAGACUUCUUAGAAGGUGUCUAUCUGUCCUUUGCAGGUGUUCCUUUAGAAAAUUCCAGGUGUCUUGACGAUAAAUCACAAUCAAAUCUUCAUCACUCCUUGGAUAGGCUUUUUAUGGAUUAUAGAGAGGAUAGAUCCCUCCAAACCCUUAUCCACCACUUAGCCUUCAUUGUUCCAGACAUUUCUUCAGUCUUCGCUAACUGUGGCCUUGAAACUUAUGUCGAAGCUUUUUCAUCAAGUUUAUCAACUGAGGGCGACCAGCUUUUCUUAAGAAUUUCUCAAGAAUUCAGCACAAUUAAAGCAAUUUCUGCAGACCUCCAGAAACAAAUUGAGGCAGGAGAGUUCAAGCUUGCUGGAGAACAAUUGGGAAAUAUGAUGAAGCUUAUGAUUCCAAUUGGAGACUAUCAGCUAAAACAAGAUAGACUUUAUGCGUUCGCAGCUAACUUUACACUGUUUCUUGAAGGAGCUGCUAUGGGAUUCCAAGCGAAGUCCACCCCUCUUACUAACUCUCCUGUUUAAAUGCAAGUGAAAUAUUGGUAUUUCGCCCCCUUUAAUUAUAAAAAUAACAAUUUCUAUAUAAAUAGCUUUGGUAUCUAAUUUAAUGUGAUUUUUGUCACCAAAAAUGAAAAUUAACCUAUUUUAAAUAGAAAUUAUAAAGUAAAUAUUAUUUCAGCAAACCGAUAAAUAUUAAUUAAAUGAAAUAUUUUUGCUUGAAUUUUAAAGGGGAUUAAGUGCUACAAUACUACCACAAUGAUAAUGCCAUCAAUGAAUAACGCAUACAAAGAAAUCAAAAAAUGCGCUUAUUUGAACUUUACUGCUUGCAAUGAUGUCCCAGCAUAUCUGACUAUAUUUAAUUCAGCAGUUUCAAGUAUACUAUCAUUGUAUAGUUUAAAAUUUGAGGUCUAAAUAAAUCUAAAUUGUAAAAGAAUUAUGAUAAUAUUUAUUUAUAGGUAAAUGAAUAUUUAUAACGACUGCAAAAUGGAAACACUAAUCAGUGAUAUUGAAGCACUUACUCCCCCUCUGUAUGAGCAAAAAACUUUUGCUCGCUCAUGGAGGGGGAUAAUUUUUUUUAAAAAAAAUAAUAUAUAUAAAUUUUAUAGUAAUUAUUUUAAGAAUUUAAAGUAAAAAUUAAUUUAAUUUGCAAGUUUUAUGUUUUAAAAUGCAAGCUGUUUAAAUUAAACAAAAUUAGCUAGAGAUUUCAUUAUAAUAAUUAUCAUUUACAUAUCAAAAAUAUUUUUUCAUAAAUUUUUAUUCGCUCAUGGAGGGUGGGUUUUGGGGAAAAAAUGAGAUUUUUCCAAUGGUUUGUUCGCUCACGGAAGGAGGGAGUUACUGACCCAGAGAACUUUGUAACAGUAAUGUUCAGAUACUUCAGUAAAUCAACUGAUAUCCUAGAUCACUUUGAUGAGCUCAUUCAAGACACUGAAGAAUGGAACACUUAUGGGAUGGGCUAUAACUUAGCUUAUAUCCUCAAAGUUCUGUUGAACUUCUCCAUUUCUUAA